Molecule: messenger RNA, 2164 nt
Organism: Paramecium pentaurelia
Lineage: Eukaryota; Ciliophora; Oligohymenophorea; Peniculida; Parameciidae
Source: the annotation of a GenBank genome assembly
AUGUCCAAUAACACACUAAAAAAAUGGAUGGAAUAAUUUAAUGAUCUCUUAAGUGAUCUAUCCAAAAAACUUCAAAUCUCUUAUGAUAAUAGUGCAAAACAAUAACUAAAAACAGAGGAAGGGACAAGUAAUGAUUGGAUUAAAUAUUUGCCAUUAAAUUAACUUACUUUUGAUAAUCAAGAUGUUUAUAGAAUGAAAUACAUAAAUGAUAGAUUUGUUUUAAGCUAAUUCAUUUUCUAAUAAAGAUAUGAUGAAUAAGAAUAUUAAGUUAAAUUAUUGAAUAGUUUCUCAGAAACAGAAAUAUAGCAAGAAUAAUAUAGAAAUUCAAUUUUUGAGUUCUAAAUGAUUGAUAAUAAGGCUCUUCUUUUAAGUAAUAAUUCUUAUUUAAUCAAUAGUAAAAUAAUCAAUCAAGACAAAUAAUAAUCGAAAUGAUUAGUAAUCAGUACUUUUGAUCAAAGAAGUUUAUGCUGGAUUUAUUCAUGAUGAUAAGCUGUAUCUUUUCCUCAUAAAAAACAUCAACCUAUGUUAAUAGGCGGGAUUUCAUCCUCUAAAUUCUAAUUAUUUAGUUCUUCUAUAGGCAUCUCAAGAAUUGAAUAGAUAACAUACACAUUAGAAGUAUUAUAAUAUAUUAUAAAUUCUAGAGAAUAAUAUUUCUUAGUUUAUGAAAUAAAAGAUCUUAGACAACCAAUAGUAAGAAUAAAUUUGAAUUCUGCUAUGAAUGGAAAUGCAUUAGCCUUUUCUUUUGCUUCAAUAGAGGAUCCUAAUUCAUUCCUCAUAUAUUUUUUAAAUAAUUUAGGAAUCAUUUAUUAUUAUGAAUUAAUUUUACCAGAUAUGACUUUCAGAUUAUAAACUAGGAUGUAUUUAUAGGCAUCAAAAUAAGAAUUGGUUCAGUUUGUAAAAGAGAAAUCAGAAAAGGAAUUCAAAAUCAAUUAUAAUAUAACUACAUAGGAUGAUUAUCAAAAAGGAAAUAUCAAAUUUUAAUCAUUUUAAAAUAUAAAUUACUAAUUACCUAAAAGUAAUUAUGUUUUAUUUCAAAAAAUGGUUAUAGUUGAUUAUUAUUUAUUCUUUAUUAUUUCUAAACAAAAUAAUGAAGAUUUAAUUGUUUAAGUAGUGAUUGGAAAAGAUUUCUAAAGACUUUAUGAAAUAUAUUAAGAUGAAAUAAAAUUCUAAAAAUAAAUUGAGAAUGAUAUUUUAAUAUCACAUUCACGUAGAAAUGACUAACCAAAAAUUGUAUAUUCUAGUGAAAAUGUUACUUAUGUUGUUUAAAAUUAAUAUGAUUUACCUAAUAGACAUUAAUUACUAUUUUUGUAUCAUAAUUCAUUAAUUUCAAUUGAUUUUUCAAAUGUAGUUCAAUAUAAACAAGAUUAAUCUCCAAUAAAUGUUACUUGUAUUGAUUUAAUACCAUUUUUAUGCAAUGAUAAAAAAUAAUAAGAAUAAUUUAUCCUUUAAGUUUUAUGUUUGGAUCUAUAUAAAUCUAAAUAAUUGUUAUUAAGAACUGCAAAUAAAGAUUAAAAAUAAACAUUUCAAAUAAUACCACAAAAAUUACUAUUAGGUUUGACAGAAUCUAAUUAAGAAAUCAAUAAAAUUACCUUAGAUUUUUAUUAAGAAUAAAAUGUUUAUUUAAAUAAUAAAAAGAUUUUAUAAGAAUUCAAGUAAUAACUUACAGAUUUCAGUGAGAAGAAACUUCCAUCAUGCAAAACAGAAGAUGAUAUAAUAUCUAUUAAUUAGAAUCUAUCUAAUACGUUUCAAUAAUAAAUCAAAAAAGUAGCUGUAAAAAUCAAAUUAGAAUCUGAAAAUGUAUUAAAAUUUAUAAUUAACCUAGAUGGAGAAUGAAAUUAAAUUUAAAAAUAAUGCAGACCUAACUUAAUAAGAAGAAAGGAAUCUAUUUCUAUAAAAAAAGAUUUCAGAGAAAAAUGAAAAAAUAAAUUCUCUUCUUGAAAGAUUGUAAUCAAUACCUUCUGCAGUGAUAAGAUAAUAAUUAAUCAAUUAACAAUAAUAAUCUGAUUUAGAGUAAUUUCAAAUAUAAUUUGAUCAAAUUCAAGAAUAAAUCAGAUCAAAUAAACGAUAAUUGGAAGAUUAAAUCUAAGUAAGCAAUCGAACAAAAUAAGAAAUCGAAGCUAUAUAAUCAAAUCUGAUUUAGUAAAUAUUAUAAAAAAAAGAAUGA